GUUACUGGUUACAUUUGAAUUUUUGAAAUUGUGAAUACCGGAAUAAUACAUUUUACUGGUGGUGGUGAGAACUGAUGACUCAAUAAUAUUUACAAUUUUUUAACGAUAUCAGUUUGUUGGGUUCGAAAGAAAGCCAAGUACAUAUUUCUCUAACAAUGAAUAAUUCCGUAAUUUUUAAUAAAUCAGAAUUAGCAGGUGAAAAAUUGAAUGAAGCUUAUGUACUUCUCAAAAAACGAUACGAUACCCUUUUUUACAAUUUAAAUGCUAAAAAGCAAGAUUUGGCUGAUAUAAGAAGAAGUUAUCAAACCGCACUCGGAGUAGAAAGUCAACUGAAUGCUGAUCUAGAAACUUACCACAUAGAAGAAGAAAAACGUAAAAAAGAACUGCUGUCUCGCGUAGCAAUUCUUCAGGAAAAAAAAGCGUCGUUGAAAUUGGAAUCUGCAGAAGUAAACGAACAAAACAACGUUGAAAUUAAAAAAUUAGAACAAGAAAAUUCUCUUCUCAGGGAAGAUAAACCUGUAGCAUUUUAUCAAUUACCGAAAUGUGAUACCAAGGAAAUUGAUGAAAUUCGUAACAAAUUGUCCUCUGCAACAACUGAUUCAGUAGUAGCUAAAGCUACACUUGAAGAAUCCAAAUGCGAAAUUUCUUCAUGGCAAUCAAAGAUUGAAGAAUUAGUUUUAGAAAUAACUGAAUUACGUGCAGGCACUGAUAUAUGUCGAGAGGAAAAGCAUGAAGCUAAAGAGAGAGAAGCUUUUGCCUUAGCUGAACUUGCAGCAGCCAAGGCGAUGCUUCAUCAAGUUCAUUCUAUUGAUCUAGAGCCCCAUGCCACAAAAGGAAAUUCUGUAUUUGCAGAAGUUGAAGACAAAAGACAGGAUAUGGCUAAAAAUCUUAUUCAAAUGAAACAAACAAAUGCAAGACUUCGCCGGGAUUUAGCUAAUAAACAAGCAGAGGCAGAAGCUCUUAUUCAUGAGAAGCAAACAAUUUGGAUCCAACAAGCUGGUGCUACCUCUGAAUAUGAUCGAGAACUUAUUGAAAGCUAUGAAGAUCGAAUUGCUAAGCUGGAAGCAAAAUGUGAAAAUCAGUGGAGUGAAAUAAAUCAAGGUUUAUCUAAACUGUGUGAAUUCUCAUAUUGGCAACCUGGAAUUAUUGUCCAUUUAAAAACAGAUCGGGAACAACUUCGCGCUAAUGUAUUAGCUAAAGGGGCUGCACAGUUAGCCAAUGCCGCGCAAAUCCGUGAACUGCGCAGAAUGGUGACCCUACAUACCAUAGAUACAAAUAAACAAUCAUCUCAACUGGAUUGGACUGACAAAAUUAUAAAUUGCACAGAUCGGCAAUACUCAAAAAGUGACAUGAAAAAAAUAAAAUGAUGAUUAUUAGGUUUCAAUAAAUUGAAUGAGCCCAUGACCUAAAGCUGGCCAAAUGUAUACUCAUUUGUUGAAACAAUAUUUUUUAUUUCAUCUUAACAUAAAGUAAUAAACUGUUAUGUGGUUACAUAUAAAGAAGUGUGCACACUUCUUUAUUCUACUUCUUACAAUAUGUAAUUUUAAAGGCAAUUGACAAUCUAGUACUCUUAUAUUGCCUUGAUAUUCCCAUGAGAGAGGAUCUGAGUGUCAAGGAAGACAUAAUUUUCAUUUAUUUUCUGUUGUGAACAAGUUUUAUAUUCUUUCUCUUAUUUUGAGAGUAAGUCCAGAAGCAAAAAAUAUAAAGAAAUGAGAUAGAAUAGAAUUUUCUAAGCGGAGAUAAUGAAUUCUUAUUCUAAAACGUUAUUAUGGUUUAUGUGUCUGUUUUAUGAACCUAAUAAAAUGCAUGAAGGUAGAUAAGUUAAAAAAAGUAGAAUGUAGGAGUAUAAAUGUAUUCAAGUACUUUAUUGUAAUAAUGAUAGGUACAGUUGCUCAAUAAUUAUUUUUUAAAAGUUUCAAUAUUUUCUAAAUCUUUCGAGGGCUGAGAGUAAUUUUAUUCCGGUGAUUGGAUAGAAUCUUUAGGGAUGAUUAACAUGUAGUUAUUAAGAUGUGUUAAAAUAAAACGAUUGUUUGUAGAGAAGUGGUGAAGAUGGAAUGAAAUUUUAUUUUCAAAACUGUACAUGUAUACGAAAAAUCAGCCUAAAAUUAAUAUAUGUAAUGGUCUAUGACCGGCUGCAGGAUUACUUUGCUCAUCGGUUAUUUGCUAAAUAUAACAUUUUUAUGUAUAUUUAUAAUUAGGAGAACGUAUAUCUACCAAGUUGCCUGUCAAAAUUUGGCCGCUAGUAUUUUUAGUGAAAUUAUUUUGAAUUGAUUUUUGGGAAAGCAUUUCGUUCACUUGUUAUUUAAAUAUCGUUAACAUGACGGCAAUAUACAUAAAGAGUUUAAAAAAUCACGAGUGCCGUUGAUCUAAUGGCCGCAAUUUUUCGCAGCCAGGUGUAAACAGGUAUGAUUUCGAUACAUUUUUACGUUCAUAAAGUACAUUUAUAAUUAUAUAUCAAUUUAAAGCUAAUUUUUUUAUAUAUUAAUAAUCGUAAAAGGGUUACCUGCAGUUAAAGAUGAUAAAUAUUACGAGUGGGUAUAUAUUUUCAAGAAAAUUCCCAAAUAAUUUCCCGAAACCAUCCACUUAUCCAACCAACCAUCAGCUCUUAUUUCCUGCACGAAAUUCCCAGUCAUUAUCUAAUGAAUGCCUCAGUACGAAUGCAUCGCGUUAUCUACUUUUCUACAUUUACUAACCCAACCUUUGGCUCUAAAAGAAAAAUAAUAAAACUUUAUUUAACCUAACCUAACGUACGGGUGUAAACAAAUUACAAUAAAUAAGUAUAUCUAACCUAAAUUAACACCACUACCUAUAAUAUUAGUAGAUGUAAGGGUUACAUGGUAAAAUAAAACAUUUUUAUUCCAG
Molecule: messenger RNA, 2862 nt
Organism: Pieris rapae (cabbage white)
Lineage: Eukaryota; Metazoa; Arthropoda; Insecta; Lepidoptera; Pieridae
Product: protein Spindly
Exons: 5
Coding region: 156-1367 (403 amino acids)
Source: RefSeq, a predicted model, not a curated record